Molecule: messenger RNA, 6532 nt
Organism: Miniopterus natalensis
Lineage: Eukaryota; Metazoa; Chordata; Mammalia; Chiroptera; Miniopteridae
Gene: ZNF280D
Product: zinc finger protein 280D
Biological process (GO): regulation of DNA-templated transcription
Molecular function (GO): DNA-binding transcription factor activity, RNA polymerase II-specific; RNA polymerase II cis-regulatory region sequence-specific DNA binding
Source: RefSeq, a predicted model, not a curated record
GAACUGAGCUUUCAGGCUUGAGACGGAAGGAAUGAUCUCACUCUGAGAUUUUAUCCUGCUGUAGAGAUGGAAGGAGUUCCUCUCAAGUUGUCUCAAGUUUUAACGCUUUAAAGAGAAAUCUGCUAGAGAGGAGAAAUGUCAAAGGAAACCCGCUUCUCAAGCACGGGAGACCUUCGUUCAAGGGGUUCUCUCUUUGUGUUUGAAGAUUGAGUUUUUAAAAAAAAUUCUGCGAACUUAAGACUUAUUUACUUUAUCUAUCUAUCUAUCUAUCUAUCUAUCUAUCUAAUCUAUCAUCUUUGGUUUUCAGGUUUGGAUUGUGUCUUAAGAAUUUGACGUUCUUCUAGUGCCAUUAAACAGAAAGUUGAAACGUAGAAGGAGAGUUAUUAAAGUACAAAAGCCGUCCUUGGGCAUUUGCGAGGUGUCCUGCAUUGGGGGAUUACUGUGCCAACUCAGGGUGUCUCUCAGCAGAAACUUACAGUGCCUGUGAAGGCCUUGGUUUGCAUAGAAAAUUAAGUGCUCUGGAUGUUUAAAAAUCAGUGCAAAUACCCUUACAAGUAUCUAGCAUUUGUAUCGUCAUUGAUAGACGCUGAUUUUUACCACAAAACGAAGGUGAGGAAAGGGCCUCCGGGAGAGUUCUUUGAUGAGGCCAAGGCUGGGAAGUGAUAGAGCCAGUUCUAGAACCUGAGGUCUUCUGAUUACUCAUUGAGUGUGCAAUUCUCACUGUAUUAUGUUUUAAUUUUUAACAGAGUGCGGUUAAUGAGAAGAGGCAAGGAGGCUCACCUAUAAAAUUUAAGAAAUACUAUUCAAUUGCCCCUUGUUUUACUUAUUUUUAAGAAUUCAUUUCUGACCCUUGCAACCUUUUUUAAAAUUUUUCAUGUUAUUUUCUCCCAAACAUUGGAAAGUUGAAAAAUAGCACGUUUGAACACAUACUUACCCCGUAGUUUUAAUAGUUAUUACCAUUUUGCCACAUUUGCUUUAUCUACCCAUUUCACAUUCUUUUUGGGUGAACAUUCUCAAAACCCACUGCAGAUAUCAUGACAGUUCACACCGAAGUACUAUAUCCGUGUCAGUUGUAUAUCAUAAAAUUGAGGACAAUUUUCUAUGUAACCACAGUACCACAAUCACACUUAAAGUUAAGAAUAAUUCCUACAAUCAAGUAUAUGUAUGUAGUAUUCACAUUUUCCCAGUGGUUCCCCACAUGUCCUAUUUAAUCGUUUAUCAGUAUCCAAUCAUACAUUACAUUUGUUAGUUUCUUCUAAUUUAGUGUUGUUCUCUUUUUUUGUGUGUGAUGACAUCGACAUUGUAUUAUAAACCACAUUCUGUAUUUUAUUGACAGUGUCCUUCUCUUUGGGUUUACAUUGUACCCUCAAUUGCUAGUAUUCCUUGAGUAGAUGAGCCUUAAUAUUUUUGGCAGGAUGACUUCAUAAGUCAUAGUGUAUUUCACAUUAUACAUGCUUGUAAAAAUAUUGCAUGAUGAAGUCCUUUCUGCUAAAGGAGAAUACCUAUUUACUUUUAGUUUUUAGAAACAUUGUUCACUCAUUGAUUGUUGAGUGAGAAAAUUUGUCUUGGAUACGUCAUGACUCACUCUGAGAUUUCCCAGAUUUCUCUGAAGUGCUUGCUAUCAUCCAUCUUUGCCUUGGUCUUUAGGUUCAUCUAAUAAUUGUGAAAUGUCUCCUCUGUCAGUUUUCUUCUGUCCCAUCAUGGGUAGAAAAUAAAAAGUUCUGAGUUCUUAACUGUGUUCAGUGAAAACUAAAAACAAAUGAAGAGGAUCAGGUUAUGCCAUCCAAAAAUGUGCCACUUUAACAUAAGGAUUAUUUUGAGCAGAAGGCAAUUGAGAAUCAGUAGGUGUAAGAAGAGUUUUCUGCCCUCCCAUUGUCUGCCUAAAGUAGGGCAUAAAUUUCCUUUUGUGCCAUAACCUUCCCCCCUUCUCCCCAUACCAGGAAGGAAAGAGAGACUCUUUAUCACCUGAAAUGGAGCGUUGAUACUGAGAUGAGUUUGCAUAAACAGACCUAACUAAAGUAAUCCUUAUCUUUCAUUAUAUUUCAUUAUCUUUCAUGUUUCCUACUUUCCUAUGAUUUGUCUCUCAGUGUACAAAUUCCCUUUUCUUUAAAAUGGUAUGUAAGUCCCUGAGUCUAACUGCUGCUUUGAGUUUUACUCCUUUUCAGUGAACUCUCAUGUAUGUAAACAUUAAUAAAAAUUGUGCUUUUUCUGUCUUUUGUUAGUUCAAGUUGCAGGUCCCCAGCUACUGCAACCUAAAAGGGUAGAAGUAAAGUUUUUCUUCCCAACACAGACCACAAAGAUGAUGUCUUCAGUCUUCUAUGCCUUUUUGAAAGAUAAAUCAAAAAUGGCAGAACUCUUUAUGGAAUGUGAAGAAGAAGAGUUGGAACCCUGGCAGAAGAAAGUAAAAGAAGUUGAGGAUGAUGAUGAUGAUGAGCCGAUCUUUGUUGGAGAGAUAUCAAGUUCAAAACCAGCAAUUUCAAAUAUUUUGAAUAGAGUAAACCCCAGCUCAUAUUCAAGGGGAAUAAAGAAUGGCGCACUCAGUCGAGGUAUUACUGCUGCAUUCAAGCCUACAAGUCAACACUACACGAACCCAACAUCAAAUCCAGUGGCUGCCUCGCCAGUAAAUUUUCAUCCUGAAUCUAGAUCUUCAGAUAGUUCUGUUAUUGUUCAGCCUUUGUCUAAACCUGGUUACAUAACAAACUCAUCACGAGUUGCAUCUAGUAAUUCUACAGAGUUACUGUUUGACUUGACCCAGGAUACAGGAUUAUCACAUUAUCAAGGGGGACCAACACUUUCUAUAGCAGGUGUUAACGAAAGUUCGUUUUUAUCAAAACGUCCUUCUACUUCUGAAGUAAACAGUGUUAAUCCAAAAAAGCCUAAGCCCAGUGAAGGUGUUUCUGGAGCAAAUUCCUCAGCUGUAUUUCCUUCAGCUAAAUCUCUUUCAGUGACAUCUCCCCAGGCUAUGUCAUCAAAAGGUACAAAUAACUCAUCAAAUCAAUCUAAAAAUGGAACACCUUUUCCAAGAGCUUGUCCAAAGUGCAAUAUUCAUUUCAAUCUUUUGGAUCCUUUGAAAAAUCACAUGAAGUACUGUUGUCCAGACAUGAUAAAUAACUUUUUGGGACUGGCUAAAACAGAAUUUUCAAGUACAGAAAAUAAAAAUAAGACUAUUGAUUCAGAGAAAGGAAAAUUGAUCAUGUUAGUUAAUGACUUUUAUUAUGGAAAGCAUGAAGGAGAUGCCCAGGAAGAACAGAAGACUCAUACAACCUUUAAAUGCUUCAGUUGCUUGAAAAUUCUUAAAAAUAAUAUUAGGUUUAUGAACCACAUGAAACACCAUUUGGAACUUGAGAAGCAGAGCAGUGAAAGCUGGGAAAACCACACCACCUGCCAGCACUGCUACCGUCAGUUUCCCACACCAUUUCAACUGCAGUGUCACAUUGAAAGCACACACACCCCCCAUGAAUUUUCUACCAUUUGCAAAAUCUGUGAAUUAUCAUUUGAAACAGAGCAUAUUCUUUUACAACAUAUGAAGGACAAUCAUAAACCCGGUGAAAUGCCAUAUAUUUGCCAGGUUUGCAAUUAUAGAUCGUCAUCAUUUUCUGAUGUAGAAACUCAUUUCAGAGCAUCCCAUGAAAACACUAAGAACUUGCUAUGUCCAUUUUGCCUCAAAGUUAUUAAAAUUGCGACACCCUAUAUGCAUCAUUAUAUGAAGCAUCAGAAAAAAGGAAUACAUCGUUGUACAAAAUGCAGACUGCAAUUUUUGACAGGCAAAGAGAAAAUGGAUCACAAGACUCAGCAUCAUCGAACAUUUAUAAAACCUAAACAGCUGGAAGGAUUACCUCCUGGAACAAAAGUUACUAUUCGAGCUUCAGUUGGACCUCUUCAAUCAGGAUCUUCAACUACACCUUCCAUUAGUGCAAACACUUCUACCCUUCAGGCCUCACCUCCAAGGACAAAAAGUAUAGCUGCUAAAAAUCCCACAAAAUCUAACACAAGUAAACUUACUACAACUAAAUCUAAUGCAAGUAAACCUACUGCAAGUAAGCCUAAUGGAAGUAAAUCUAAAUUCAAAUCAAAAAUCUCUAAUAUGCAAAAAAAACAAAGCACUUUGGCUAGUAGCAAUAGAAAAAGUAAAGUCAAUACAGCAUUGAGGAACUUAAGGUUUCGUCGGGGAGUUCACAAGUGCAUUGAGUGUUGUUCCGAAAUAAAAGAUUUUGCAAACCACUUUCCUACAUAUGUCCACUGUAGUUUUUGCAGAUACAACACUAGCUGUAGCAAAGCCUAUGUAAAUCAUAUGAUGAGCUUUCACAGUAAUCGUCCAAGUAAAAGGUUUUGUAUUUUUAAGAAGCAUUCAGAAAAUCUCAGGGGCAUUACUCUAGUGUGCCUUAAUUGUGAUUUCCUAGCUGAUGUCUCUGGCUCAGAUAAUAUGGCUAUACACUUGAGUCAGCAGGAAACUCAUAUUUGCCAAGUUGUGGUAGAGAAAGUUUCUGUUCAUAUCCCAACUUCUGAACAUCUUUCUGAAUUAAAAAAUGAAGCUCCCACUAAGGAACAAAAACCUGUGUCUGAGGAAAUUGCAAGACCUAAUAUGGCUGAAGGAGAAACAGAAACAUCAAAUUCUGAAAGUAAAUGUGAUAAAGCUUCUUCAGAAGAAAAAAAUGGAUGUGAUUUAAAUUCAUUUGAAGGCUCAUCAGCAACAAAAAGUGAAGAAAAAAUGAUAGUUUCAGAUAAAGAAAACGAUGCCUGUCCUGAGGACAAGGAAACUGGCUCAAAGAAUGUCUUCAGUUAUGAUUCAAAUAUUGGUAAAGAAAAAGUGGAAAAGGAAAAGCAAAUAGAACACGUUGAUCAGGAAACAGAGUUGAAGAUGUGCCAAAGUUCAGAAAACAUAAUUUCAUGUUGUCAGAUUAAAGAUCAAAACUCCAAUGAAGCUAGGUUUUCUUCGAAGAAUAUUAAAGAUUUGCGGUUAACAUCUGGUGAUGUUAGCAUUGAUAAGUUUUUGAGAAAAAGAGAUGAACCUGAGUCUGUUAGUUCUGAUGGUAGUGAGCAAGGCAGUAGUCAUCUGGAACCUUUGACUCCAUCAGAGGUACUUGAGUAUGAAGCCACAGAGAUUCUUCAGAAAGGUAGUGGUGAUCCUUUAGCCACGUCUGAUGAAGUAGUGUCUGAUCUAACAGAUGAUGUUCCUGGAGGAAAUAGCCCUAGCACAACAGAGACAACAGUCGACCUGGCAGAUGAAAAAGAAAGGAGUUGAAACUAGUUAAAUAAUUCUUUUUAGUGUACCAGCGGUAAGAGCAUUUAGAGCAGUGCUAUCAGGUGAGCUCAGUGGUUCUGUUGUAGAGUUCAGAAAUAGUACAAUGUGAGGGAGGUCAUUCAUACCCUUUUAUCUGUAUGUGCAACCUAGGUUAUUACAGAAAUCAAUUCAAUAAUAGCACUAUUAGUAUGGAUUUCCAGGAGGCUUUAAAACAUGAAUUAGGAUUUUAAUGAAAGUUAAACUUACAAAAGAAAAGCUUCAUUUAACAGUUCUCAAGGAAAUGGAACUUGGUUGCCAAUAUGAAUUGAUUAUUAGAAUAUUAGUUAUAAAGCAGUGAAAGUUCCACUAGUCCUAAGCUAAAAAUCCUUAUUCCCUAUAUAUUUCUUAAUUAAAGGAAGAAAUUUGGAAACUACAUACCUUUUGGGAAUUUUAAUUGGCAUUGUUAAUGAAAGCUUUAUUUGGGGUAUGAUGCUGGUAAACGUUUAGAGUGUGAAAUUAAUGAAUCUAUUAAGAAUUUGGAUGAACAUAAACUUAAUUUUGGAUUUAAUAUAACAUUCCAGACUGUCAGAAGCAUGUAAACAGAAUAUUUGAAUUCAUGUACCUCCAUACAAGUGUUAGCCUGCCAGGCUGUAAGCUUACCUUAAUUAAACUUUCAGUGAAAGUGAAAUUAUUAAAACAUAAAUUUAUAUUUGUGUUUUUGUCAGUGUGAGCUGUGCAGAAAUCCCUUGAUGUACUAGUUGUAUAAAGUAGAAACCCAUUGUUAAAACUCCUAUAGCCAUUAUGCUUUUAAUAUUGUUUUAAUGAUCUUUAGAAAUAGACCCAUAAAAAUGGUCUGGAAACCAAACCAAAGUAUGGUAUAAUGUAGAUAUUGUAAAGCAGUAAACUGAAAACAUGUCCUGACAUGAAUUCAGCCAUGUUUAAGUGACUUUUUCUUUAACUGUAAAAUAGAAACUUCAAAUGGGACCUAAAGCAGUGAUGUAAAAAUUGGUUUGGGAUAUUUAGUCUAAUUUAUCCAUAAGAUGGCUGCUAAAUUGAUUUUUCAGUUUUUUAUCAUCUAGAAAAUAAUUGAUCUAGAAAUGAGUAAAUGAAUAACGGUAGUUUGCUUUGAAGUACUAAUAAACUUUUAUUUAAAACGCUACAUUUUUACUUCUUAAAAUGUGCUUUGAAUUCUUAAAUUUUGUUUUACUGAAUAUUAAAUGUUCUAAAUGUCUAUUAAAAUUCUGCUGUAUAUAAUAGUUUUUGAGUAACUAUUUGCAAUAAAAAUCUGUCCCUGAAUAAUUUUAUUUUUCA